AUGGCAGGGAAGGAGGCUUCCAGCGAUGCUACCCUUGCGGCCACCCGUGUCGAGGUGCCGAUUUCGGCCGUUCCUUCCUUUGCACAGCCACAGGUCCACAUGACUGUGGCAAAGGCUGCCAAGCUUCUAGGCUUUGACAAUCAGGAGGAGCUCAGAAAGUUCUCCGCUCCGCUCUUGAAGCAAGCUGGGAUGGAGCCCCUCCUGAGUGGCAGCACCGUGGGCGCCCAGCUCUUCAAUCGCCUGGUGUUGUUGUGCUCCACGAAGACCGCAGCUGCCAAGAAGCUCUUUGAGGAGUUGUCGACGGCCUGGAGGACUCCAGGGCGCGGUGCCAAAACCAAAGAGCUCCCGGCAGAGCCCAUCCAGACCGGGCGUCUCCCAGCCUGGCCGGGCUGCGCGCCCGAUGCCGUAGGAAUCGAGCGCUGCGGAAAGCUGGCCUUCCGCAGGAUGCUGGCGCGGAGAACGGUCGCCAGGUAUACAUUUUUUACAGAUGGCUUGGAAAGGGAAGAAGCAUUCGCAAUGUGCCUAGGGAGGCCCCGAUGCCCGAAAGUUGUUCAGGGCAGUGCAGCGGAGUUGCUCCCCUUGGUCGAUCUGUGCCGCAUUGCCGUGCAAAGGUGGAGCCUGCAUCCUUUGUCGGACUUUGCACUGCUUGCACUGUAG
This is a messenger RNA of Symbiodinium sp. CCMP2456, 657 nucleotides long. The record is from the annotation of a GenBank genome assembly. NCBI's taxonomy places the organism in Eukaryota, Dinophyceae, Suessiales, Symbiodiniaceae.